Messenger RNA from Panicum virgatum (switchgrass), 949 nucleotides. RefSeq names its product lamin-like protein. The record is from RefSeq and is a predicted model, not a curated record. Gene Ontology annotation, molecular function: electron transfer activity. NCBI's taxonomy places the organism in Eukaryota, Viridiplantae, Streptophyta, Magnoliopsida, Poales, Poaceae. Gene Ontology annotation, cellular component: plasma membrane. The coding region runs from base 189 to 692 and encodes 167 amino acids. The transcript has 2 exons.
UCACGCUCCCGUGUUCACACUCCCGUCUCCCUGUCCCGGGUCGGCCCCGUUCAAGCUAGAGACAAGAGCCACCCACGCGAACGCCGCCACCUCGCUCUGCUCGCUUCGCCCUCGCCCGGUGCUCCGGCAAUUGUUCGCUGCUGUUUGAUUCCGCCGAGGGGAGGAGGGAGGCGGAGGGGGAAGAAGCGAUGAUGGGGCGGAUGCGGGCGGCUGCGGCGGCGGCGCUGCUGGUGCUGGCGGCGUGCGCGGCGCUGCCGCCGAGGACGGCGGCGAACAAGAUCAGCAUCAACUGGAAGCCCAACACCAACUACUCCGACUGGGUGGCGCAGCACAGCCCCUUCUACAAGGACGACUGGCUCGUGUUCUACUACACGGCGGGGCAGGCGGACGUGGUGCAGGUGGACGAGGCCGGGUACAACAAGUGCGACGCCAGCAACGCCAUCUACAACUACAGCAAGGGCCGCACCUUCGCGUUCCAGCUCAACGAGACCAAGACCUACUACUUCAUCUGCAGCUACGGAUACUGCUUCGGCGGGAUGCGCCUCGCCAUCAAGACCGAGAAGCUGCCGCCGCCGUCCCCGCCGCCGUCCGGCAGCAACGGGUCCGGCGGCGCCGCCGCCUUCGCCAGGUCCCACGCCGCGGUCAUCUACGCCGCCGUCGCCGUGCUCGCCGCGCUCCUCAGGGUGCUCUAGCAAGGGGGGGGGGGGGGAUCUCCGCCGUUCUUUCGUUAAAUUUGGAGCUCUUGUUUUCUUUUUUUUUGGUGUGCUUGGAUGGGCUCUGAAGAGGAGUCGUAGUAGUGGAGGAGUGUGUUGUGUUGGGUUGAUUUAGUGGCGUGGAUUUGCGGAAGCGAUUGAUUCAUCUGAGAGAUUGAUUUAUUGUUCCGAGUGUGAAGAACUCAUCAAGCUGAAGUAACCUAGCUUUGCAUUUUGUCACGGAGAUAAAAGAUCUC